AUGGGUACACAAUGCGCCGAUUUAUUGCCGGUUGCGGGGCCCGAUCUGCUGACCCAUUCGGCCGUCUUACCGCCCAUCGUUAUCCGUUUCUGGGAUUUGGCCCGAGAGCACAGCAUCAGCUUCCAACAAGCUGCUGGCAAUGUUUGUGCAGCGUGCGACGCGGCAUAUGGUGACCAGAUUGCGGUGUACGACAGUUUUAUGAAGGCAGCGCUGUGUGAAGGAUUAAUACCACACCAACCGCAAACAACUCUGGCCCGUGCUGCCCAGGCUUGUCAGCGUGCUGUUGUGGAUAAUGCGAAGCGUAUAGGACAUUUCGCGUCAAGUAUUCCGGUGUUUCGCGAUUUCCCGAAUGAAGACCAGCGUAUCCUGCUAAUGGAAAAGUUUUUCGUAUGCAGCAUGAUCCAUGCUAGCAAAUACUUCUACAAAGGUGACAGAUAUUACUGUAUGCCUGGAGAGGACAGCGUGCAGAACUGUAAGUACUGGAUCGAGGUGUUGGGUUGGGAUCCUGACUUCAUGCACUUCAACGACUGCUUCUUCGCUGCGGUAAACGAUAUCGGUCUGACCCACACCGAGCGAUAUCUCCUGCUAACCGUCGCUUUAUUUUCUCCCGAUGUCACACACGUGUCCAGCAUUACCAAGCGCACCAUGGAAUGCAGUUACGCGUACUUUUUGAGCGUGCUGUAUUAUCUUCUGGGCCAUCGUCUCAGCGUCGAUGAACGGGAGACGGUGUACAAGAAACUGGAAAAGGUCAUCCGUCAGUUCCCCAUUAUCGACAACCUGUCAGUGAAGUAUCUCAGCAGUGUAAAUACCAGCGCGGCACCGCUGCGGCCACGGAGCUUACUAUCGUUCAAGGAAUGCUUGCCCGAAGAUGCCAAGGAAACAUAAAUGAAUCCGCGUCAGAGAAAAGUAUUGAUUUUGUUGUGCGCCAGGCAGUCUGACGGUA
Messenger RNA from Paramacrobiotus metropolitanus, 943 nucleotides. RefSeq lists its product as uncharacterized. Bases 1 to 885 code for a protein of 294 amino acids. The record is from RefSeq and is a predicted model, not a curated record. The transcript is spliced from 4 exons. Lineage: Eukaryota; Metazoa; Tardigrada; Eutardigrada; Parachela; Macrobiotidae.